AUGUCUCGCAAAAGUGGCCUGGGCGACGACGUGUGGCGGUCGAUCGACAAGAUCAACCUGGAGUUGUUUACACUUACCUACGGGCUGAUCGUGCUGCAGCUAUGCCGGGACUACAACCACAACUAUAGCGAGGUCAACAGCCAGCUCGACAAGAUGGGAUACAACAUCGGCGUGCGGCUUAUCGAGGAGUUUUUGGCGAAAACCGGCGCCCAGCGGUGUGCCAACUUCCGGGAGACGAUGGAGAUGGUGCUGAAAGUCGGGUUCAAGAUGUUUUUGAACAUUGUGCCCCUGGUGGAGCUGUGGCUGCCCGAUGGCAAACUGUGUACCCUUGUGUUGCCGGAGCCGAACCCGCUUACUGAAUUUGUCGACUACCCUAGCCACGACGCUAAGAUCGGUAAAGAAUUGUGGUACUCGCAAAUAUUGUGUGGCGUGCUCCGGGGAGCGCUCCAGAUGGUGCAGAUGGACGUCGACGUCGCCUUCGCCAAGGACACGUUGCGGGGCGACGACCGCACCGAGAUGAAGGUGAAGUUGAAUAAGGUGUUGAAGGAUGAGGUUCCUGCCGGCGAGGACUAA
This is a messenger RNA of Diutina rugosa, 573 nucleotides long. RefSeq names its product TRAPP complex core subunit. Bases 1 to 573 code for a protein of 190 amino acids. Gene Ontology annotation, cellular component: cis-Golgi network membrane; cytosol; TRAPP complex. The record is from RefSeq and is a predicted model, not a curated record. Gene Ontology annotation, biological process: endoplasmic reticulum to Golgi vesicle-mediated transport; intra-Golgi vesicle-mediated transport. NCBI's taxonomy places the organism in Eukaryota, Fungi, Ascomycota, Pichiomycetes, Serinales, Debaryomycetaceae. The transcript has a single exon.